AUGGAGGAGCAUCACUACAGGACACACUUGUUCUUCUCGGCACCGAGGACCAGCACACAGUACAAUGAUGGCUCAGAACGAUGCGGCCCAGUUCUCGGCGGAGGCACCGGACCCGAGGUGGAGCCCCCGCAGCCGCUGGUCACUCGCGAGCCUACGGUGUCACUGAUGCGCUGGGAACGACCGACAACCGAACGCCGGCGCACCGAGCCUGUCUCUCUAGCCACCCUCGAGAAAGACUGCUUCGUGAUACCAGCCCACGCUCUUGACAGGUUCCUGCCUGACGGAGUACCGCUACCAGUGCCACCACCUACGCCAGAAAAGGGUAUAACAACCAAAACAACCCAAAACUCGCUGAGCAUCCUUGAAAUUGCAGACCCCAAACUAUGCAUAUUGGCGCAUUUGAUGAGCCCGUUGGAACCUAUAGAGCCAAUACUAGAAUCGCCGCUUACCAAACCUUUGAUCAAACAAAAGAUGGCCGCUGGGGAGCUGCUGACUGACAUUGCCCAAGCCAAUACAGCUGUGGGUGGUAUGUUAUUAGCGAACAUGGAGAAAAAUUCCGAAUUUCCGUUCAUAUCGUAUUAUGUGAUAAAUACAACGCAAACCGAUCCGUUGCUAUUUUACAACAACUUGAGGUGUGCUUCAUUGACCAAGUUUGAUCCGAAAACUAUCAGAUAUACGGCUGCUCACACUUUGGAUUUGUACAGCGAAGUAGCUAUGAUCUGCCGACCGCCUUUCAGCGAUUUAGCUGGAGGACCGAAGAAAUCGCACACGCCUACUACUGGAUUUAUAAUAAGUGUUUAUAAGGUUUUUGAAGGCGACGACGGUGAACGAUUCGAAAGGAACUGGCUGUACUGGACAGGUGCAAGAAUGAUAUACAGACAUUUACCACACACUGUUGGUAUGCGAAAGAUAGCUCUGCAUAAAUCCGUCGCGUCUCAUGGUGACAAAAUGUACUUAUUGGUGUGCGAGUGUGCCAACUUAUUGGACGACUUGUCCGGCGCAGCCAUGUUGGUGACAGCACUGCGCGCGCGCUUGUGCGGUUACACGGGCUUGUACAAACCGAUACAAACGUUCUAG
Molecule: messenger RNA, 1077 nt
Organism: Parnassius apollo (apollo)
Lineage: Eukaryota; Metazoa; Arthropoda; Insecta; Lepidoptera; Papilionidae
Source: the annotation of a GenBank genome assembly